GAGAGAAGCUGCUGUGUGUGGACUGUGGCUUGCAGCUGCAAUUGUGGAAGAGCGAGAAAGCGUGCUCAUGUGAGAGAGACUUAGAGACUACCAGAGAGAGAGAGAGAAAGCAAAAGAGGGUGAGAGAGAGACAGACAGAGAUAGAGAAGGCUGAAACACAGAGAGUGAAGUAAAUAAAGAAUGCAAGAAAGACUGUACAGUGACGCAGUGCUUCUCUGUCUACUUUAGGUGUACGAAUUCUGUGGAGGCAGCGUGAUACAAGGACUAUACAUUUCCUGUCUCCUUUCAGCCGGAUUUACUCCGAAAAGGGCAUCAAUGACCAUUGGACCAUAUACUUCUCCACAAUAUUGCAGGCACUAAAGGUGGACUUUUAACAAGUGCAGUGACAAUGCAGGAGCAUCUCGCAGUCCAGCACAUGGGCACCAGGAGCACAAAGUUCUCCUAGUAGUGAGGUUUGUCCUGGGCCUCGUCCGGACUACCAUGACUGACCUCCUGGCCAACCUGAGUGUUCCAUGGGGCACACAGGCGAUUGUGUGCCCCAACCUGACAGCAGCAGCCCUGGUUGUGCCGGGGUCAGGCAAGUCUCUGGCCCCCUUCUGCACCUUCUGCUGCUGUGGCCUGCUGAACCGUACCCUGGCCGUGGUGUUUAUGGUCAGUCUGGCCUUCGCCAUAGUGGUGGGCAACGUGGUCACGCUCACCGUCUUCAUGCAGACAAGACAGGUCCGUACACCGCAGGGAUACCUCAAAGUCUCUCUGGCCAUAGCGGACAUGAUGGUUGGAGUGCUGGUGGUUCCUUUCUCUGUCUACACUGAGAUCUCUCUGAUGAUGACCAGCUCCUCUCCUGUCUGGUACCAGGGGGGCACUGACCCCUCCAUGGGGGGCCUGGUGGGACCCUGGCAGCCCUGCAUGCUGAUUGGUCCAGUCUUCGCUGGCUGUACGUUUGUCUCCAUCAGUACUAUUUUCCUGAUGACGGUAGAGCGCUGUGUGGCCAUCUUAUGGCCCCUACAUAAGGACCACCUGGUGACACGGAGACGCACCCUGUUUCUCAUCCUCUUCUCCUGGGCAGGCAGUUACCUUCUGGCCCUAGCCCCCCUCAUCCUCAGCAACAACUUCACACUGGAGUACAGUGAGUGCAGCCGGAUGUGUAACUAUGUCCCACUGUGGGAUGGAGUCACUCUGCCCUCUGACGCCAACAUCCUCCUACUGUUCCCCGUGUUUGACUUUACGCUGCUGGGCGGCACCCUGGUAUUCAACAUCCUGUCCUUCACCAGCAUCCGCCGCUACACACGCAAACGUAAGCUCAUGUCAGAGGGGAAUGUGGGGGUCGAGGGAGGGGGAGGCGGCUGCCAACAUAGACCCUCCUUCUCUGACAUCAAGGCCGCCAAGACGAUCAGCAUUCUGACGUUUGCCUUCACGGCUUCCUUCACCCCCAUCGCUGUGUUUGUGCUGGGCAACGUGGUGGGCUUCACCUGGUGCAACUUCUCCUUUGUAGCCUUCUGGAUCCUGACUGGGAACAGCUGCUGUAAUGUGAUAAUAUACAGUGUGAGAGACCAGCGCUUCAGGAAAGGAGUGACUCUGCUUUUUCAGAGGGAGCAUUCACCUACCCACGGGGAGAAAGGCGGAGCUACCCCCCCCACUCACCUUGUGACUACAACCCCACCUCCUUAAACUAUUUUGAAAAGACAACCAGUGCCCUUUUCUUUCACUUUACUAUGGAGAGAGGGGUUUAAUCAGCAUUUAACUUCAGGUUCAAAAAAAGACUUUUUUUCACUGUGUCUAAAUAAUGAAAGAUAACUGUAGCUACCCUAUGUGGGAUCUAGUAGUUGCCAGCUAUUCCCAGCAUCAUUUAAAUCAUAUGACUCAAGCUGUCUCAUUGGACUAGGUGAGAUACCUGUGGGGGAUAUCUUAAUAACAUGCACUUUAUCAUAGAGAUGUAAGUAAUGCAUGGUUUUCAUUUGUUUUGUGACCGUCCAGAAACAUGUUAAUUUUGCACAAUUUUCUCUAUAAUAGCUUUUAUUUUUGCUACAAUACCAUUAUAUUCAUGAGGAUGGCGUAAUCAAAUGUGAGUGAAUGAAUUGUAAGAAUGUUUUGAAUCUAAAUGAAGAGAGAUGUUGAUGUUUUGUACAGUUAUGGGCCAUUCGACGGGUCUGUCGUCUGUACUACACAGUAAUGCAUAAUUAUGGUUAGGAAUGUCAUUCUCUUCAAGGUGAUGUAUCCUAAAUAGGUACAGAAAGGUUUACAUAUGCAAGAUCUUCUUUUGCAUAUUUGGAUAUUAUUCUACACACGGGCUAUUAGUUUAAUGAGCUCUGCCCCCAAACAAGACCAAAUUAAAUCUGAACCAAUCAUAGAUGUCUUUGUUUCACAAGUUUAGACAUAUAAGCACAGUAGAGUACAAUACAGCACAGUACAGCACAAUACAGCACAGUAGAGUAGAGUACAAUACAGUAGAGUACAAUACAGUAGAGUAGAAAUCAGUACAGUAGAGUUCUGUACAGUACAUUCUAGUGUACUGUACAGUACUGUGCUGAACUAUACUCUACUUUUCUUUACUGUACUGUGCUGUCCAAACUGUGAUUUGUGACUACUAUUUCAAGGCACACGGCAAUGUUUCUUAAACAUACAGAAGGCAGAUACAUUUCUCCAAAUGAAAUAUGUGUUGAUAUUAGUUGUCAGGGGUCUUUACAUCAACAUUAUUGUGUUUUGAUGUAUUCUGAUGUCUUUUUCUGGUAGCUGUUUUCUAAGCCCCCUUUUCCAGAAAAUCAAAGCACUUGCUUAUUCCUAAUUUCUAGGACGGGAAAAAGGUUCAACAAUAUAUAUAGACUCUUAUUUUUCUUUUGACACCCUCCUAUUUUUUAAAUAUUUUUUUUAACCUUUAUUUAACUAGGCAUGUCAGUAAAGAACAAAUUCUUAUUUUCAAUGACGGCCUAGGAACAGUGGGUUAAACUGCCUGUUCAGGGGCAGAACGACAGAUUUGUACCUUGUCAGCUUGGGGGUUACUAGUCCAACGCUUUAACCACUAGGCUACCCUACCUAUGACCUUCACAUGUUGGUGUUCAUGGGUCCUUUCACAUAAAAUGUACCUUAUUCAUCUCAUGGAUGCCAGUGUACACACGGAAAAACGAAUAUGAAUGGUACAACAAGCAAAAAUGAAUACGAAGCAUUAUAAAUUCACUGAAAUAGACAACUAUUCAGAUGCCUUAUCUUGUGUUUUGAGAGUGAACGACCCAGAAAGACCAAAUCCGCUGUUUAAACUUUUCUGCUUAGAAGCUGUAAAGUUACACCAUUAAAGGGGCUACAUCCAUCUCUGAAUAUUCUCAUACCAUUAUAAGUAUGUUGUUUAUAAGAUUAUUAUUAUUAUUCAAGGAAAAACAUGCCCAAGAUAUUUACAGCACUUAAACAAUGUUGAUUGAAUAAAUGCAAAUCAGUUUAUUUAAAUUCAUAUCAUGUCUAACUCAAAAUGACAUGACUUAAAGUAAACAUGCUAAUAAACAUUUUGUAGCAUUUUUCAAUAAACCUCACCCAAAGAAA
Oncorhynchus nerka (sockeye salmon) is the source of this 3528-nucleotide messenger RNA. Its product is annotated as trace amine-associated receptor 13c-like. The record is from RefSeq and is a predicted model, not a curated record. The coding region runs from base 481 to 1668 and encodes 395 amino acids. NCBI's taxonomy places the organism in Eukaryota, Metazoa, Chordata, Actinopteri, Salmoniformes, Salmonidae. Gene Ontology annotation, biological process: G protein-coupled receptor signaling pathway. Gene Ontology annotation, molecular function: G protein-coupled receptor activity. The transcript is spliced from 3 exons. Gene Ontology annotation, cellular component: plasma membrane.